This is a messenger RNA of Oncorhynchus tshawytscha (Chinook salmon), 2384 nucleotides long. RefSeq names its product zinc finger protein 566-like. The coding region runs from base 513 to 1994 and encodes 493 amino acids. The record is from RefSeq and is a predicted model, not a curated record. Gene Ontology annotation, biological process: regulation of transcription by RNA polymerase II. Gene Ontology annotation, molecular function: RNA polymerase II cis-regulatory region sequence-specific DNA binding; DNA-binding transcription factor activity. The transcript has 3 exons. Lineage: Eukaryota; Metazoa; Chordata; Actinopteri; Salmoniformes; Salmonidae.
CCUACAUUAAAUCGUUAAAUAGGUAGCCUAGCCUGCAAAACUAAAACAAUCCAUAUGUUAAAAUCAAAAGGCCUGGUUAACAUGACAUCAAUAACGCAGCCACAUCCCGAAUCCCCUGUGCGGACACGUUCAGAUAUCCAAAUAUGGUGUAGUAUUUAGUUUAAAAGCUCUGACGAAGGCCAAGAAAACAAUUAGCACUUUUCAAUGAGAAAACAGAAAUCCUCUUUGGGUGAAAAAAACCCAACGUCUGUUUUCAACAAUGUAGUGCCUACGAUUCAAUACUAAAUUAUUUUGAGAACAAAAUCUACAUCUUCCCAAUUAAGUAGCCUACUUGUUGUUUGGCCACUCAGAGAAAUAGGGCAAAUCACUCGCAGCUCACCUCUUCCAAUGCAUUGUGGGAAAGUGUGCAUCUAAUUCUACUAGAUAAAGAGCUGAGAUGAGUGUAACAUCCUGGCAUUUAAACCAUCUCGAUCAUCGAAAAUUCACAUGCAUUCUAUUUUCGCAUACUGAGAAUGCAUCAUGCGCGAUUGAGUUUUUUCACGCUAUUCGUUGAUUUCGGACAUCUCUCUGGAGGCCACAAGAGCUUUGUGAAGCCAGCAAGAGACAAUACAUGGAGAGAUGACCAGCCAAUCACUGUUGAUGAGGGGAGUGGAACCUCAUCCCAGCACAUUAUGGUGAUAGAGUCUGUAGAUGUAGAGGCUGCAGGUCCUGGAGGAUCGUCUCUGGUCAAGCAGGAGAGGACUGAAGAAGACGACCCACAACAAAACAGAAACAUCCAGACUGAAGCAGGGGCUGGAGUGGCAUCCCCUUUAGCCACAAAGUACCUCACCGCCUCGCCCCAGCCCAGGACCAAAGCCAACAUCACAGAGGACAGUGGAACGCUGAACGCUGUCCUCAAGUCAGAGACCGACACAGAGACUUUAAUUGUAACACAAAGGCUUUUACACACAGGAUCUGACCACAGGUCAGACCCAGAGAGACUGGGGCUGGGGCCACUUGGCUGUCCUCCUGCUCCUGGCUCAGAGUAUUUACUUUACAGUAACCCGAGCCCAAGGACAGUUCAUUCCCAUCGAGAUGCAGGUGACGCGUUAGAGACUGGCAAUGAUCCGUCUUGUUCUUACAAUACAGAGGUGGACCCUGGCAACAUGCCCUUGGGUUUAGAGACACAUAAUGAUCUGUCUAGAGGGGACUGGAACCGGUACAGUAGUAGCGUAUACUCUGAAGGGUGCCUAGAUAAGAAAGAGGAGGUUAUAGUGGUAGAUGAGGUGACUGUGAAAGUGGAGGGCGAUGCUCCUCCCACAUGGAAUGCAGAUAGUCAUCUAGGAGACAGACACUCACAGGGCAGAGAUUUGUUAGAUUACAGUGGAAGCUUAGGGACAAAUCAAAAUGUCGCCACCCACUCCCCUUUACACGCGUUCAGGGAUCGCGACCCAGUGUCCACGACAAUGGGGCCUUCCGAUUCACACGGCAACAUCCUUUUCAAUCAGGUAUUGAACUCGAAGGACCAAAGGACCAAGGCUCAGGCAGGGGGAGCAACAUCAGACAAUAGUAAUGAGAAACGGUUCCUCUGCAUGUUCUGUAACAAAGGGUUCAGCUGCCUCCAGAAGUUGGAGAUCCACCAGAGGGUCCACACAGGGGUGAAACCCUUCAGCUGUACCCAGUGUCAUAUGCGCUUCUCCCACUCGUCCAGCCUUAAGAGGCACCAGAGGGUCCACACAGGGGUGAAACCAUUCAGCUGUACCCAGUGUCACAUGCGCUUUGCCCAGGCUGGUGACUUGAAGAGGCACCAGAGGGUCCACACGGGGGAGAAACCCUAUAGCUGUACCCAAUGUCACAUGCGCUUCGCCCAGGCUGGCAACCUGAAGAUGCACCUGAAGGUCCACACGGGAGAGAGGCCGUUUGCCUGCACGGACUGCGGGAAGAGGUUCUCUGAGAGGAGCUACCUCAUGAUACACCAGCAGAAAAACCAUUCCACUCUAGAACAUAGAAAGUAACCUUUCCACUUGUUAGACAUUUAGAUCAAACUCCGCAUUAAAGACAAAGAUACAAUUUCAUUGUUAUCAGCAGAAAAAAUCCAGAGAUCCAUUUGGAAUAACAAGAGUAACACAUUUCAGUGUUGAAUAUUCCUGGGUAGAAUAUUGCAUCCAGACAUAGUAGAUAUGUAAGCCGAAAAAGUCUGUUAUAUAUUGUGUUUGUACUGUGUAGGCUAUAUAAUGUUCACAAAUGCCUAUUUCAUUACUUCCAUUCAACUACUUUAGUUUUUUCCCCAAGACACUUUUAAUGAGAAUGUAUGCAGUUUAUUAAAUUCAUGCAGAUUUUUUGUUGAGACGUGGUUUUCAUAUGGUGUAUUUCAAACGUGUUUGUUUAAUAAACACAAAAUGGGA